Messenger RNA from Agrilus planipennis (emerald ash borer), 8099 nucleotides. RefSeq lists its product as uncharacterized. Lineage: Eukaryota; Metazoa; Arthropoda; Insecta; Coleoptera; Buprestidae. Gene Ontology annotation, biological process: regulation of DNA-templated transcription. Gene Ontology annotation, cellular component: nucleus; chromatin. Gene Ontology annotation, molecular function: protein binding; histone H3K36 methyltransferase activity. The record is from RefSeq and is a predicted model, not a curated record. The coding region runs from base 962 to 7789 and encodes 2275 amino acids. The transcript has 8 exons.
AAAAAUAAAAUAUUCUGUAACCAUAGUAUUAAAUAAAAAUUUUUUAUUGCAGUUUAAUUAAGCGUUUGGCAAAUAAAUUGAAAAUUAUUCAAAAUUAUUAACUGUUUAAAUAAGAAGUAUUAGCCAUCAAGAUGUCUGUUUCGCCACCUUGUCCAGCGUUAUCUGCUUGUCCAGCUCCUUGCUGUCCACCAUGUGCACCGGACUGUUGUGUACCGUCUCUUUUAUGUCCAAACCCAUGUGUUCCGGCUCUUCCACCUGGUUCUCCACCAACACCUUGUGUUUAUGUGCCUGUAGUUCAACCAUGUUGUGGUCCAUGUGGUCCUCCAUGUUAAAAAUAAAUGCUUUAUUUAUUUUGUACAGUUAAAAAUGAAAACAUUCGUGCUAAUAAAUCAUAGAUAAUUUUCUCGUUUUUGUAACAAAACUUUAAUACUUUAUAAAAUGUAUGAAUUCUUUUCCUGGUAAAUCGGUAGAAACAAAUUUCUGGAGUUUUAAGACCGUUUUCUGUGGUAAUAUCCUUAUGAUUCUGUGAUUUUUAGAAACCUAACUUCAGUUUGGUUUCCUUUCGUAACAGAUACAGCGGGAAAUGGCAAUAAUAAUUUGUAUUGAAUUUAGCAUUACAUACACAAUAAAAAAAACUGUUUUAUCUAUCUUUUAGAGUGGUUAGUGAGUUUAAGUGUAAUUAAAAGAAUUGAAGAUAGUUUCUUAUAAUGGAAAAAUCGUAUAGUUUUUUACUAAUUGCUUAUUGUGUGCAUAAAGCAGUACAUAGCUCAUGAAACCGUCAGAGUUUAAUUCAAUAGCUCUCCAUGUACAGGACGUUUAUUUACAGUAAAGUUUAUCGCAAAACGAAAGGUCAGUCAAAAAUAAAAAGUCUUCAAAACAUACGGCUUUAUAUAACCUUCGUUAAUUUUGGAAAAGCAACGCUAAUGUAUUGAACUUAACCUGCUAUUUCAAGCUCUUUAAAAUGGAUGGUUCAUUUAAAAGAAGUGAGGUAACAAACGAAUCUUCUUUAGACAUCGACCAACAGGAACAUUUACAAGCUGAAUUUCCCUUUUCUGUGCUUACUGUCCCAUCAGUUAGUCCAUCAAAAAGUCGGUAUGGAAGGACCUGCAAACCAAAAAUUUCAACAGAUUAUUACAACAUUGAUGACAUAUUUGAAACAACCAAAACCAAAAAACAAGCCGUUUCCAAAAACUUAAAAAAGAUCAGUAAAAGUGACAGUGAAGUUACUCCUAAAAAAUUAAUUUCCAAGUAUAAAGCUAAUCACAACACAAAUUUAUCUUUUGUACAUGUUACAGGAGAGACAAAUUUUGCUAAUUUAGACAGUAAAAAUAAUAUUUCUUGCAGUGGUAAAAGAAAAUUUAAAUUAAAUAAAAAUAAUUCACAUAGUGUUAAAACUAAACAGGAUAGAUUAAGUACAGAAGGAUUUUUACAAAAUGGUAAUUCAAAAUUAAAAGAAAAUGGAAUAGAUAAUGUCCAUCAGUCAGAAGAAAAACAGUUUGAUGAAGAUCUAACCACAAAUUUGACCAAAGUAUUUAAGAUUAUUUCUGAUAAAUCAGCUCUAUUAAAUGAAAAGCCAGAUAUUAAUUUAAGAAAACACCCAGUUAAAACAUAUGGCAACAGAAAAAAAUUUAUGCCAAGAAGAAGAGUAGUAGAAAGUUUUGGAUUGCCAGAUUUGCCAAUAUUUCCUGUAGAAAAUGAGCCACCCUUAAACAAAUCAAACCAAGGGAAAGACAUUUACUUUAAAGGUGCUGUGUGUGAUGAAGAUGCCAAUACCGUUAAUAAGAAUGUAUCAUGGGAUUUUAACUUGAAUAAAGAUGAGUUUGAAAAAUGUAGUGCUAAUAAAAGUGCAUUUAAUAAAACAAAUCCAGCUGGUGUUUGUAAAAAAAAUUCUUAUGUGCCAAAAAAGGAGUUACUUUUAAAAGACGAGUUUGAAAAAAUAAAACUAGAAAAACAAAUCAGAAAUAGAUUAUCUUCUAAACCACAAGAAAAUAAUGUCAUUGAAAAUAUGGAAAAUAACGUAUCUACCUCAGAAUGUCUUACUGUUGAAACAUUAAGUACAAGGAAUGAUGAAUCUAAGUCAACUAGAGAAAAUGAAAAUGAAGUUGUACCUCAAACUAAUAAAGAAAAAGUCAGUAAUAUUGCAAUCCAUGACUUACAAUUUGGUGUAAAUAGCGAUAGCUGCACUAAAAGUAAUAUUGUUUCCUCGUCUAUUAAAACUCAAGCAUUAUUUAUUUCUGAUUUAUCAAAUAAAACUGAUUUGUGUAAAAUUGAAUCCUGUGAAGCUGAAGUAAAUAUUGACGGUUUGAAUUCUAGAGACACCCCGCAAAGAAUGUUACGUUCACCUUUAAAGAAACUGAAACUUGAAAGAGGACAAAUGUCAAAAACUCUCAGAAAAAGCCCUAGAAUAAAUAGCUUAAUUACUAGUAAUAUUAAAAGGCAAAAUCUGGGAUCACAAUCUGUAUUAAAAUUAACAAAAAAUGUGACAUUAGAUAAGCCUGCACAGGAACCAGAACAAAUAACAGAAGGGCUAAAAAUGGUCACAAUAAAUGAACAACUACAAAUAACUGAAAGUAGUAAGAUAGAUAAAAAAUUAAAAAAAGUUGUAACAAAAAAUUCUAAGAGUUCAAUUUUAGAUCCAGAAGAAUUAAACAGCCAUAUUACUAUAAAUAAAAAAAAAACAUCUGAAGUUAUAGUAAAUGAUGGUUUUGUUAAAAAAGAAAAAAGAAAUGCCAAAGAGGGCAAACAGUUCAAGAUUGAUGAGAAAAUUGAAGUUUCUAAUGAAACUCCAAAUGAUGUAACAAUUAAUUCUGAUCAACAAAGAUUAAAAAUGUCGAAAUUAAUAGAGGUAAGUGCAAUUGAAGAAAAUAAAAAAAAAGGAUUCAAAAAUAAUUUACCAUUAAGAAGAAGUCCUAUUAAGAGAAGCUCUACAUUAAGUAACAAUUCUCAAAGUACAUCACCUAAACAGAGUCCUAGCGAAAAACCUGUUAUAAUGGAAGAUGAUCUGUUAAAAGAAAUUGAGCAGAUUACUCACACGUAUUCUCCUCCAAAGGAACAAAAAGCAAGAAGGAAAAAUUCUGUAAAUAAAUUUAGAAUAGGAGAACUGUCUGCACCUAAAAAUAUUAAAGUUCCAAAAAUUUCUAAACCAAAAAAAGCAUCUUUAAAAACUAAAGAAGAUAAAAAAUAUAAUUUUAAUAGCAGUAGUACGUAUGAACAACCAAUAAAAACGGAAGAUUCAGUAAAUAAACCUGUAGUAGAUAAAAAAAUUUCGAAUUUGAUAAAUGAAAAAAGAGAAAUAUUCAAAGCAGAAUUUUCAAAAAGAACCCUUAGAUCAAGCACCUCAUUCAUUUCAACUAUCGAUGAAACAAUAACUCCAUACCUAGGUAAAAAGAAAAAAAGUAAAAACGGAACUCAAAGUCAUACCAGUUUAGAAACUAGCAGUUUACAUGAAACCACAGAAGUGCUACCCAAACAUAAUGCUGAUAAAACGUUCCCCAAUAUGAAUGAAACGCUACAUAUUAAAGAAGAAGUUGAUGAUAUGCAACCAGCAGAGAAGGCUGUAUAUGAAGUGGGAGAUUUAGUGUGGGCUCGAGUGGGUACCUGCCCAUUUUGGCCCAGUAUGGUAUGUGUAGAACCAGGCACUGAAGUUUUGAGUAGAACAUUAAUUAGGAAAGGCCCUCAACAAUUUUAUCAUGUCAAAUUUUUCGGAGAUAGAGGAAAACGCUCUUGGAUAAAUUUUAGAAAUAUGUUUCCUUAUCAAACAAAAAAUGAUUUGGAAGUUUUAUUUAACAAAAAUAAAUCGAAGCCUGUAUUCAAGAAAAGUUCAGGACGAGCGAAACUUUAUCAGUUUUAUAAAGUUAGUAAACAUUUUAUACCAAAAUGGAAAAAAGCAGUAGAAGAAAUUGAUUCACUCAAAUUUAAAACGGUUUCCCAAAGAUUAGAUUUCUUUGAGACAGUGGCAUUAGCAGUUUCCAAUAUUGUGAAAAUAAAGAAGGAGAAAAAAGCAAAAUCACCAAAGAACAAAACUGACUUAUCACCACCACGCCUUUUACGAUCUCACGUUACUGGUGAGGACAGUCUAAAGAAAAUGGAGAGUCCAAAACCUCAUAAAUGUAAAUCCAACAAGUCAACAUCGCGUGAGUUGAACUUCACAGAAAGGAUAUCUUUUAAUAAUUUUGUUUCCAAACAUAUCAAAGGUUUGAAAGAAAGCAAACCUGAGUUGGACGAAAAGAGCAUGGAAAAACACCUACAAGACCUUUGGAAUAAUUUAAAUCCGAGGGAAAAAAAGAUUUACGGAUUUUCAUCAGAUGUAACGUCAGAAUAUUCAGAUUCCGAUACACAGUCAAGCUCAAAAGGUAGUACGUCAAGUGCAAUUCCUCAUUCAAUGGAAGAGCAAGUGAAACUUUACAAAAGAAACAAUUUGUUCAAAAAGGUCAGUAGACAACGUGUCUGUAAUUACUGUGAGAAACCAGAGGGUGUUUUGAAAUGCAAAGGUCCUUGCAAUGGCUUAUAUCAUCCACAGUGCACAAGAAUUAUUAAUUUGGACAACAAUGAAGGCAUCAAAAUUAAAAUAGAAAAAGAGGAUGAGGACUGUUUGGAAGAAAAGCAUGCCAUCAAAAUGGAAGAUGAUUGUUCGGACAAAGGUGAAACUGUUUCCAGUACACGUGUCGCAGAUGUGUUAAAUUCUGUAACUAAAGUAAUGAAUCCUAUCACGAAAACAAUGAAUUCACCCGUAGGAAAUGAUGUCGAGGAAUUCGAUCCAAAUAAGGAGAUCAAAGUAGAGCAGAUUGAAGAACAUUUUAAUAGUAAUAAUCUUCUCGAAAGACUUCUGGUUGCAGAAAAUAUGAACGAUGAUAAUCGUGUAGAAAUAAUUUCAGUAUAUUCCGAUGACUCAGAUGACGAUAUUUACGAAUUGCCGCCCAUUGAAGCGACAUCGAGAAGAUUGUCGUUAUUUGAACAGAUUGAUCUUAAAAUGAAAGAGGUCAUGGGAAAAGUUGGAGAUAAAACUAGUUAUGCCGAUUCGACAACAGAUCUGAGUAGUGGGGAUAUUACAGAAUCUGAAGAAACACCAAAAUCCGAUAAAACGAUUAUUUCUGAAGAAAAACAUGAACAAAUAAAUGAUGAAAAUGUUACUAACCUAAAGAGUUCCUCCCAGGUUUCUAGUUCUGCUAUAGAAAAAAUUGAAGCCGAUGAUAAUUUCAGGUGCGCAUUUUGCUUGAGAGAUAUUAGUGCUCCAUGUUUUGUAUGUGGCUUAGAAAUCUCAACAAAAGGUGUAUCUGUAAGGAUAAAGUGUUCUUUGUAUCAAUGUGGAAAAUUUUAUCAUUUAGACUGCUUAAAAAUAUGGCCUCAAACUCAGUGGUCUCUCAUAAACAGUUCAAAAUCGAAAAAGACUGACAGACAACUUGAAUCAUUUGUAUGCCCUUCGCACGUAUGUCAUACAUGUGUUUCCGAUAAUCCACGUGCUGCAAUUUCCCGCUGCUCGAGCGACAAAGUUGUAAAAUGUCUUCGAUGUCCUGCGACUUAUCACACUUCAAACAUGUGCGUUCCCGCAGGCACCAUUAUUUUAAGUUCUUCUCAAAUUUUGUGUCCGCGGCAUCGAAAAAGAAUACGAAAUUCCGGAAAAUUACCUAACAACGUGCAAACGAUAAACACAACAUGGUGCUUUAUAUGUUCGGAAGGGGGCAAUUUGAUAUGUUGCGAAACGUGCCCGACAAGUGUACAUCCCGAUUGCCUUAAGGUUAAUCUGAUGGACGACGACACUUUUAUUUGUGAAGAUUGUGAAUCUGGAAGAUUUCCACUUUAUGACGAAAUAGUGUGGGCUAAAUUAGGCUCUUUCAGAUGGUGGCCGGCCAUUAUAUUAUUUCCUAACGAGGUACCCGAUAACGUCAAUAACCUUCCCCAUCGAGAGGGAGAGUUUGUCGUUCGAUUUUUUGGUUCUCACGACCAUUACUGGGUCAACAGAGGUAGAGUAUUCUUAUUUCAAGAAGAGGAUCAAGGAGGACGUUCACAUCAGAAGCGAAAAAUCGAUCAACUCUUUAAUAAAGCUAUUGAUGAAGCAGUAGCUGCUUAUCGACUUAAAAAAGAAUUUAAAUCUCAAAAAGAAUCUGAAGUUAAAAACGGCUUAAAACCACCUCCUUACAUUAAAAUAAAAGUUAACAAACCUGUAGGAAGUGUUAAACAAAAUGACGGGAAUACCAGCAAUACUACUGCAUGCGAAUGUGAUCCAAAGCAACCAUUCCCAUGUGGUCCCGAUAGUGAUUGUAUUAAUCGACUCCUUUUAACUGAAUGCAAUCCUGAAUUAUGUCCAGCGGGAGAUCGAUGCUACAAUCAGAGAUUCGAGAAGCGACAAUAUUCUCCCCUGGAACCGUACAAAACAGAAAAUAGGGGUUGGGGUCUAAGAUCGCUGGCCCCCAUUAGAAAGGGAGACUUUGUUAUAGAAUACGUCGGUGAGCUCAUAGACGACACCGAAUACCAAAGAAGAAUUAAAAGAAUGCACGAAACUAAAGAUGAAAAUUACUAUUUUUUAACGGUGGACAAGGAUAGAAUAAUUGACGCAGGUCCUAAAGGUAACUUGGCAAGAUUUAUGAAUCAUUCCUGUCAGCCAAACUGUGAAACACAGAAAUGGACAGUGAACGGUGAUACCAAAGUGGGUCUUUUUGCACUAGAAGAUAUACCUGCCAAUACAGAACUAACGUUCAAUUAUAAUUUAGAGUGUGUUGGUAAGGAGAAAAAAGUUUGUAAAUGUGGCGCUCAAACGUGCAGUGGCUUUAUUGGACUUAAAUUUAAACCGGAAAGUACAAAGAAAGCAAAGAAAAAGGAAAGUUUGUCGAAGAAAAAAACGAUAUCUUCACCAACAACUGUAACAAUCAACGACAAUGUAUGUUUUGUCUGUGAAAAAUCAGGGGAAGUUCGGGGUUGCUGUUACAAAGUUUGUAACAAAUUUUAUCAUCUAAAAUGCGUUUCUCUACAAUAUUGGCCAGAAGGAAAUAAAUGGUUUUGCCCAUCACAUAAUUGCAAUAUUUGUGGUAAAAGAACCAUACGGUGCUGUUACAAAUGUAUUAACUCCUACUGUCCUUCACAUGCUGAAGGAAAUGUUCGAUAUGACAGAAUGCUUGGAUUUGUUUGUUCGGACCACGAUCCGGCCAGGACGUUAGAAGAAAAGCCUCUUCAAAAUAAUACACCCAGAAGAAAAUCGAGGGUUACUACUACAAAAGAGACGGACAUUACCUCAACUACUGACGAUAUUGUCAUAGAAGCGGAAAUGCCAUUGAAAGAUAUUAGAAAUCAGAACAAUAGUUGUGAAGAACACCCUUCAAAAGAAAAAAUAAUUUCAACAAAAGUCUAUUUGAAACCUGAAGAUGACUUUGCAGAGGUUCAUACUAUGACGUCAACACCCGUGAAAAAAAGUCAAAAUCCGCAAAUAGUAGAAGAAACAGGAACAGAAGAGGAAACGGAAUUGCCUCACGCGGAAACUGCCUCCUCGGUAUCGAACAAAAGAAAACGGCGGGUCAAAUUGAAAAAAAAUAUGAGGGCCUCGAAGAAAAUCAAAUUGGAGGACAACGUGAAACAAAAACGUAAUGUAAGUGUUUCGAACAUAUUAAGCAAUAUCAGUGUUCAAAAUGAAGUGAAGUUAUCUUCGACUGUUCCUGCGAGACAUUUGCGAACUACGCGCAACAGCUUAAGUAAUUCGACAAGUGACAAGUUCCUUAAACAUCAAAGUGAACUCGAAAAAGACCUUCCAAUCAGGAAGCGAACUAGAUUACGGUAUGAAGUAAGUGCGCAACAGAACUAAUAACGUUUUAAUCGUAUUGAUUGUUUUUACAUUAAUAAAAAUAAUACUAGUAGCUGUAGUAAUAUAAGUUACAAAACGUUCUAUAUAAGACCGUUGUGUCUGCCAUUGGAUAUAUGUAUAAUGUUUUGAAUUAUUUUUAUUCUAUUAUUAUUUUAGUUUUCGUAAGAAUGUAUUCAUUUUGUACAGUCUGUAUUUUGAAAAAGUGUGUAUUAUUGCUGCAUUUUAAACGAGUUUAUGCUAUUUUUAAAUUUUGAUGCAACCGGUCUGUUUUUGUAUAAUAAUUAUGAUAUCGAACUAAUUCAUGCCAUUU